Lactuca virosa is the source of this 492-nucleotide messenger RNA. NCBI's taxonomy places the organism in Eukaryota, Viridiplantae, Streptophyta, Magnoliopsida, Asterales, Asteraceae. The record is from the annotation of a GenBank genome assembly.
AUGGAUAAUCACUUCAUCAUUAUCGACGACGAGAAUUCCGCCAUUGUUUCAGCACUGCGGUAUGUCAUUUCCGUCGGCAACGCCACCGUUACAAGCAGUGGUGUUUUGAGUAAUUCUCGAAGUCAGCGGUCGUCGGUGGGGCAGGAAGUCUGUAGCAAAUGUAAAAUGCGAGUCCCAGAUCAAUGUUUGGGUUGUGAAAUGUUCACCGGCGGUGGUGUAGAAGAGAUGGGAAAGAGAACGAUGAAGGUUUACAGAGGAGUUCGUCUCCGGCCGUCAAGGAAAUGGGCGGCGGAGAUAAUGGUUCCGGGGACGAAAGAACGGAAGUGGUUGGGGACUUUCGAGACUGCAGAAGAGGCCGCCAGAGCUUAUGACGUUGCCAAUAUUUACUAUAGAGGAAACAAGGCGAAGACAAAUUUCCCGGUGGAGGAGUACGCCGACUCAAUUUGCAGCGAUAACAAUUCCUCAGAGCUUAAAAAUCACAAUUCGAUUUAG